GCAAACAGGACAGCAGAGAGGAGCAGUGCGUAUGUCCCCCACUCACCCCAUGCUGACAGACCCGCAGCCCUGACAACCCUGCGCGCAUCAUGGAUCUGUGGGCGCGUGUGCAAGCUCCUUGCGAUUACACCUUUGACUUUUGGAACGACUACCUGGGUCUGUCCUCUUUGGUGUCCAGGAACAGACUCCACAUCCCGGCCUCCGGUCCCAACUCCAUCACGGAGUCCAUCAAAGCGAGCCUGGGCCUGCAGGACGGGCCCCCCGACUGCUGCUGCGCGGCUCCCGGCAUCUCCCACCUCUCUGACGAUCUGCUUCUGGGGAGCAGGGACUCUCACCUUUACGGGGGGAGCACGGGGGGGCAGCAGGACCUCCUGUCCACGGAGGGCCGGCGCAAGCAGAGGGACAAGCCGGAGCCGCGGGUGUGCGUGUUCUGCAGGAACAACGGCGCGCCAGAGGAGGUCUACGGGACGCACAUCCUGAAGACGGGGGAGGGCAGGGUGCUGUGCCCCAUCCUGCGCGCGUACACGUGCCCUUUGUGCAGCGCUAACGGGGACAACGCGCACACCAUCAAGUACUGCCCGCUGUCCAGGGACCAGAGACCGAGGGGGGGCAGAGUGACGGGCAAGCGGCUGAAGAUCUUUUGAGGGGGGUCUGCUGCUCUUGUAAAUAUUUGGAGGGUUUACAGCAGAGCGUUUCCAUGACAACAUAAAGGUUCUUAUUAUGGUCUAUUUUUUACUGGAAAAUAUUUUCACUGUAAACGGUUUGUGAAAUAAAUGCUUUUUGUGAUCAUCUG
Molecule: messenger RNA, 793 nt
Organism: Oryzias latipes (Japanese medaka)
Lineage: Eukaryota; Metazoa; Chordata; Actinopteri; Beloniformes; Adrianichthyidae
Product: nanos homolog 1
Molecular function (GO): RNA binding; zinc ion binding
Source: RefSeq, marked provisional